This is a messenger RNA of Puntigrus tetrazona (Sumatra barb), 7463 nucleotides long. It is a transcript of the gene grb2b, whose product is annotated as growth factor receptor-bound protein 2b. The coding region runs from base 325 to 978 and encodes 217 amino acids. Gene Ontology annotation, molecular function: protein binding. The transcript has 7 exons. The record is from RefSeq and is a predicted model, not a curated record. NCBI's taxonomy places the organism in Eukaryota, Metazoa, Chordata, Actinopteri, Cypriniformes, Cyprinidae.
AGAGGAAACGGAAAUAAACAGAAAAAUACAGCAAUUUUUCACCAUUUCAAGUCGGGCGAGGUGGGAGAGCUCAACCUCAUCAACGAUUAAAGACAACCGGAGCGGAUUCUAGGGUGUUUCUAACGAGAGAGCGAGUGUUGGCCCUCACAAGUUGUUUUCUAGAGUUUCUCGCCGUGAUCUUUAUGUGAGGAUCGCGACGGGAGGAGAGACCCGGGGCUGACAGACAGAGAGAGAGAGAGAGAGAGAGGCAGGGAUAUAAACCGCAUCAGGAGGCAUCUUCCACUGCUUCGAACCUUACCACAUAGGUGUCCGUCAGGCGGUAUCAUGGAGGCCAUCGCCAAGUAUGAUUUCAAAGCAACUGCAGACGAUGAGCUGAGUUUUAAACGUGGGGAAAUAUUGAAGGUAUUAAAUGAAGAGUGCGAUCAGAACUGGUACAAGGCAGAACUAAAUGGCAAAGACGGUUUCAUUCCUAAAAAUUACAUCGAGAUGAAGGCACAUCCGUGGUUCUUCGGGAGGAUCCCCCGGGCCAGAGCUGAGGAGAUCCUAAACAAACAGAGGCACGACGGAGCCUUCCUCAUUAGAGAGAGCGAGAGCGCUCCUGGAGACUUCUCCCUGUCUGUCAAGUUUGGCAAUGAUGUACAGCACUUCAAAGUGCUGCGCGACGGGGCUGGAAAGUACUUCCUGUGGGUCGUGAAGUUUAACUCUCUCAACGAGCUGGUGGACUAUCACCGCACCACUUCCGUUUCCCGAAACCAACAGAUAUUUCUACGAGACAUCGAGCAGGUGCCUCAGCAUCCAACAUACGUGCAGGCCCUGUUCGACUUCGACCCUCAGGAGGACGGCGAGCUCGGCUUCAGACGCGGAGACUUCAUUCAGGUCCUGGACAACUCUGACCCCAACUGGUGGAAGGGAGCCUGUCACGGCCAGACGGGCAUGUUCCCGCGCAACUACGUCACGCCCGUCAAUCGGAACAUGUAAAGGAAAGAAGCCAUUUAGUGAAUAAAUUGUAAUUAACGGCCCCUCACAUUCACAUACAAUCAGACUACCCUACAUCUCCCCGUCGACACCCGUAAAGUCCUGUGAAAUUUAAAGCGGCGCAGAGGAAUGGAAAUCCUGACCGAAAACAAGGAGAAGAGAGAGAGAGAGAGUGAGAGAGAGAGAGAGAAAAAACCCGUAGUGCAGAGGCUGGACGUUUCCUCCUCUGCCGCGGUGCCCGGGCGAAACUAUUAUUCCUGAGAAUCGUGAUGUCUUCAUGAACGCUUGCAGUCCAGACUGAGCUGUUAGGGCGAAGGAAAGGCUGAAUCCUAGCAUAGUAAAACACACAUAAAUUAAAACAACAAUGAUUCUGUCUGUAGAUUCAUCCUGCUGCUUCUGGCUUCUUUUCUAGUUCGCGGAAUAGAAUUUUUUUUUUUUUUUUUUUUUUUUUUUUUUUUUGGGCUGCAUGUUUAAAUCUCUUUAUAAUAGUAAAUCCUGAAGCUGUUUUUAAAAAGGAAAAAAAAAAACGUUUAAAAAUAUAUAAAAAUGUAAGAGUUAAAAACUUGCAAAUGCAUUGUACAUCUGGGCUCUGGAAAAAAAAAAUCACCUAUAGAGAGAGAAUCCAUUUUUUUAAGAAUAUAUAUAUUAUAUAUUUGUAUGUGUCUGUCUGUUUUACCUUUCGACGUAUUUUUAUUUUUAUUUUAUUUUUUCCAAUUGUAAAUUGUUAAUUUUUUUUUUUUUUCCGCGGGAGGGCAGGUGAAACCGAGUAGCUCUGAGUCGUGCUGAUUUCCGGAGCAUCUCGGAUGUGACGGCGUGUUAUUUAACGCAUCUUCUUUUCCAUUUGACGUCGUUCUCGCUUGUUUUAGAACCGGUAGGGGAGCGCGUCCUCCGUCGCCGAGGAGCUUCCGAUCAUGCAGGAGCUGAUCUAAUGUGAAAAGCUAGACGGCUAGCCACCAUUUUAAGCCAAUGUAUUUAUUGCAGCCACUUUUUUUUUUUUUUUUUUUUUUUUUGCCUCGGGAUGUGAAUGUAGCCGACAUCGCUCUCCCCGCGAGGGACGUCAGAUCGGAGAGAGCUGAACCACAGUCGCAUGAUCUCAGCUCAACGGUGUCCAUGUCUAAAGCUGUUCACGUAACCAAACCAUUCAAAAUCAUGAGAUUCGGUGGGGAAAAGCUGGCAGAUGCCAGUUAAGCCAGUAAGAAGUAAGAGACCAGAGAGUUUUGUUAUAUUUGAGUUGUCACAUGGAGCUAAUGUGAUGUUUUCUUCUGUCUUUUCAGUGUUGUAUGUUUUAGCUCUUAUGUAUUUUCGUGUAUUAUUGCCCCCCUCCUCCUCCUUUUUAUUUGUUUUUGUUCUCUCUGGAUUAGUGCCUUUUUCUCUGGUGUGUGACAGUGUCUCUGGCUUGCUGCUUUAGCCUGAGCAUUGGGCUUCAUCAGACCCUCGGUGAGAAAUCAUGUCCCCUUUCUCCUCCUGAACACACCUGCACACACUCGCUCCUAUUUAAAUGCCUCGCCUUUUUCUUAACUUUUGGUUUAUUUUUUUUGUUUUGUUUUUUUUGCCUUUUUCCUUGUUUCUUUUGAAUAAAUAAAAAGAAAAUGAUAAAAAAAAAAGAAAGCAGUGUUGUGUCAGAUGCUUUAUUUUGGAUGAAUGUGUUUUUCUAGUAUCGUAUACUGCAUUUUCCUUUGUAUUUAAUUUUUAAUUUUGUGUGUGUGUGUGUGUGUGUGUGUGUGUGUGUGUGUGUGUGUGUGUGUGUUCUCUCACAUAUAUCCGAGACGUAGAGGAGUUUGUUUCUUCAUCUGAACAGGUUUUAGAGCAUCCUGCUCACUGAGUCGUAAAAGCAAAAAUCAAACAUCUGGCUAAAAUACGAGUCCUUAAUAUUGACUUCAUCCAAUCUGAAUCAGGAAACGGUUAUAAUUAAACCGUUACUAUAUGCUGUGCAUUUUGAUGUGAAGUAGGUUUGAAAAGGGGACGGACAUUUUCACUGGUGGUGUUAUAAAAACCUCAUAUUUUGGUUUGUAAUGAUACGCAUCUUCAAAUCUGAUCUGAUGAAGAAACAAACUCCUCUAUAUCUUUGACGGCCUGAAGGUGAGCAUGUAUUCAUAUUUGGGUGAAUCAUCUCUUUAAAUUUGACGUGUGUCGCUGUAAUGCAAAGGGUCAGGUGGGGAAUAUUUGUGUAGACAAUUAUAUUCAAUCUGAGGUGGACUAAUAUUUGGCAACCACAAAAUGCUGCUUUGUGAUGGAGUUUGGGCUUUGUUUUCCCUCCUGUUUUUCUUUCUGUGAAACCGGAAGCCAUGGCUGGAUAAUUUCAUGUUCACAAUCACCCUGGAGGGCUCAAAAUUGUGAAUAUGAAUGGGAUCAUACUUCAGAGAUAUCAUACUCAUAGGAAUUUAUAGGGGUGCCAAUAAUUGUGUUUAACAUGUAUUAGGGAAAAACAUUUAUUUAAUCUGAUUUUCCCCUAUUUUAUCCAAUGAAAGGUUAGAUUUUUGUGAUUUUUUUUUUUUUUAAAUAUAAAAAAGCAUAAGGACUAGUAAUGCAUAAACAGUGCCGAGCAAAAAUGAGUACAUCCUAGCAGAUUUUUUAUAUCUCUCUAUGAAUUGUAUACAGAUGCAUCUCAAUAAAUUAGAAUGUCGUGGAAAAGUAAAUUAUUUCAGUAAUUCAACUCAAGUAUUCAAUUCAGACUGUAGUAGUUUACGUUUAAAUAAUUUUGGCCCACACUUAACAAAACCCACCAAUUCACAACAAUAUGAUGACAUGCCAAGCAGCGAAUCAACUCAAAACACCUGCAAUUGACUUUCCUGAGCCUUCGAAAUAGUCUCUCAGUUUGGUUCACUAGGCUACACGAUCGUGGGGAGGACUGCUGAUCUGACCGUCGUCCAGAAGACGAUCAUUGGCACCCUUCACAAGGGUGUCACAAACAUUCAUUGCCAAAGAAGCUGGCUGUUCACAGAGUGCUGUAUCCAAACGUGAUAACAGAAAGUUGAGUGGAAGAAAAAGAUGCACAACCAACCAAGAGAACUCCAAGAGAACAAAAUCGAUUCAAGAAUUUGAGUGAACAUCUCAAGUUACGGACUAAGGCUGAGGUAAAGGGAAAAAGAGCCACCACACACUGACGUGUCAAGCAAUUUGGCCAGAGUUGUGUUCCUCUUGUUAAGCCAGUCCUGAACCACAGACAACGUCAGAGGUGUCUUACCUGGGCUAAGGAGAAGAAGAACUGUUGCUCAGUGGUCCAAACUCCUCUUUUCAGAUGUUUUAGAGUCUGGAGGAAGGGCGGAGAAGCUCAUAGUCGCUUGAAGUCCAGUGUUAAGUUUCCACCCUUUGUGAUGAUUUGGGGCGCAGUCUCAUCUGCUGGUGUUGGUCCAUUGUGGGUUUUUUUUUGAAAACCAACCUCACUGCACCCAUUUACCAAGACAUUCUGGAGCCCUUCAUGCUUCCCUCUGCUGACCAGCUUUUUGAAGAUGCUGAUUUAAUUUUCCAGCAGGAUUUCGCACCUGCCCACCAAAAGUUGGUUAAAUGACCAUGGAGUUGGUGUGCUUGGCUGUCCAGCAAACUCAACGGACCUGAACUCCAAUCUAUGGUGUACUGUCAAGAGGAAAAUGAGAAACAAGAGACCAAAAAAUGCAGAUGAGCUGAAAGCCACGGUCGAAAGAAACCUGGGCUUCCAUACGACCUCAGCUGUGCCACAAACUGAUCUCCUCCAUGCCUCGCUGAACUGAGGCAGUAAGAGAAGAAGUAAAAGGAGCCCCUACCGAGUAUUGAGUACAUGUACAGUAAAGGAACAUACUUCACAGAAGGACGGUUCCAGAACAAUUCGUAAAGAAAUGUUCUAAUUUGUUGAGAUAGUGAAUUGGUGGGUUUUUCUUAAAGCCAAAAUCAUCUCGGCUAAAAGAACCAGAGACUCAAACGCCUCCAUCUGUGUGCACUGAAUUUAUUUAAUACACCCAAAAUUAACGUUUCAGUAGAAAACAUAAAAAAAUCGUAAGUAGCAGUGAAUCACCAGCAGAUUCUUCAAAAUGGGAUUCAAUGAGAAUCCACUCUACUCGAAUGCUUCCAAAAUGACACCACAUGGAAAAGACAUUAAAUAAAUCAUUUCUUUGCACAAAAAAAGGACAAGGUUACAAGUAAAUUAGUAAAGCAUUGGUAAUAAAUUUGAAGGCAGUGGCAAAAGUGAUCCAAAAACGAAAGAAGGGUGACCUUGUGGGAAGCUCUCUGAGACGUUCAGGGUGUCCACACAAGUUAACACCUCGGCAGGAAGGUUUCGUGAUGAGAGAAGCUGAAAGAAAUCAGCAUGCGCGUUCGGCACAGUUGUCAAGGUCCUUAGAAAGAGUGUGUCCUGUGACACCAUAAGACGGACACUACAGAGGCGCCACUGCUGAAGCCCGUGCACAAAAGAGCCUGUCUAGAAGUUGCUGCAGCUCAUGUCGACAAACACAAAGCCUGUUGGGACUCCGUGCUUUGGAUUGAUGAGACAAAGUAAAGCGUGGCGGUGAGAGCGCUCUUCUGUGGGGCUGCAUGGGUGCCGCAGGUGUUGGGGAGUCUGAAAGACUUACAUGUAGCUGGACGUCCUCAGCUUGUUCGCUCCACGUCUAGAAGCAUCGGUGCUCUUCUUCAAAAUCAGAGGCCAUACAAAAUACUACAUUUAGCUCAAUAUAUGUCAUUUGAAUUGAAAUGUGUUAUUUUUUUCUUUUUAUAAACAUGUUCGAUGACCAAGCUCUGACGUAAUUGAAAAGAAAUGUCCAAUAAAACCGUAUUUAAAAAAAACGCUGCAAACUGACCUCAUAUUUGCUAAGAAAUGGAUGAAAAUCUUAAUUUUCCAAUGGGGAAAUGUACUCAUUUAUGCUGGGCACUGUAUAUAUACACACACAAACUAUAGAUUCCCUUUUAAAUAAUAAGCCUACUACUUGUCAGCCUUUAGUAACUAUGUAUAAAUAUAUUGCUAGAUUUUUUAAUAACAAGAUAACACAAUUGAAAUCACACUGAUCAAUACUGAUCAAUCUUUUCCGUACCGUAACAUGGAAGUGUUCAGUACAUAAAUGAUCUCUGUUAAAGUCCUCUUACACCAACAGUAUUUAUCAGUUUGAUGGACUAGGUCUUUGCUAUAAUAAAUAAUUCACUGGUGACAGGCAUUUUUCCUAAUGCUUUUAAAAAUGCUGUCGUGAAGCGGCUUUAAAAGAAACCAGACCUGAAUUGUUCUCUCCUUAUUUACUUUUGACACGUUUGAUCGCUGUGUUUUGAUAAACAGACCGGAAAAAGCCUCUCUGGCAAUGUUUAUUAGAGAAGGGAUGAAUUUAGUGAAGACAUAGGUGAUUGUGCAUCAAAGCAUCAUGACAUGCUGUGCUGCUCCAGAGAGAUUUCGUCCUGGGGACAGUUUAGUUUUGGUUAUUCAGACAUGAAGCAUGAGUUCCAGUCUUUAUGCUGACGGCAUGCAAUUCUGCAUUUCAGUUGAGCACUUUUUGUAAUAGAAAUAUUUUCCAACCAUCCUGCCUUGUAAAGUGGAUUAAUGCAGUUAUUUUUGGUUUUAUCGAACAAAGAUGGAACUAAAAUCAGCGCUUUAAAAUCUAAGAAAGGGCCAAAGAAGCUGUUUGUCAUUUCGGGCAGUGAUCUGAGUUUUGAAAGGUUGCUUCAUUGUUUUUAUCUUGGCUGGAUAAUUGCGUGCUUGCACACUUCUCCGAGCUCGCCGCUUCCUGCUGAGGGUGAAACACAGGGCAUCUGUGACUCACACUAUCUAUACGGUACUGCCACAGGCCUUCUAGCCAUGGCUUGGUUGGUUAGAGGAAGUUAUCUGCUCCGCUAUUAGAUUUGUAAAACGGUUGAGCCGGUGAACUUUGCCACCAACAGCCAUUUAAGCUGCAGCCUUUUGCGAUCUUAACAUGAUGUCAGUGAACUUUAAUAUAAUUGUGAUGAAUGUUUAUGUUAAGCUAAGCUUCUAUAGCAACUCUAUUGCUUGAAUAUACAGUGGUACGACAGAUUGGAGAAGAUUUGCGGCAUUCUCUAGCUGAACUCUUCUGAGAAUAGAGAUUAAGGCUCAAAAGUGAACCGCUGGUUCUAUGUAUUGAUUAAACUUCUGGGAUGUCCUGCUUCGCUUGCCGUUUAUAUGUCGGAAAGUCAGCGAAUCGAAUAAAACUGCGCUUCAGCUGAAGAUCCAGCUUGACAAGUGAAAAGCUCUGAAAUCAAGUGCCUGAGUUUUUGACAAACAUGGGGACGGUUGAAGCAUUUUAAAGCACGCUUGCGGAGGGUGACACGGUGACGUUCAGCUGCAAUAAAUCUGUGUUCAAAACGUUCAACAUGACCCACGAAAGCACGGAAAAGCCGAACGGUUCGCCUUUCAGAAUAAGCAUCACAUUUGGACUGAAGAAAAGGAGUCAUCGAUAUUAUUACCAGUUCUUACAAUGAAAAACCUCCACUACCACUCAACUCUCAUGAUUACGAAGCCUGCAUCGAUUUGAUCGAAAGUACAGUAAUACUGUAAAUGCUUUUACAAUAAAAAAAAAUCUUAA